Messenger RNA from Penicillium cataractarum, 222 nucleotides. RefSeq lists its product as uncharacterized. The transcript has a single exon. Lineage: Eukaryota; Fungi; Ascomycota; Eurotiomycetes; Eurotiales; Aspergillaceae. The record is from RefSeq and is a predicted model, not a curated record. Bases 1 to 222 code for a protein of 73 amino acids.
AUGACCCUAAGUGGUUGGCAAGACACGGAAGAUUGCCAGGAACUGGAAACGGCGUUUUACGAUCGGGCUCUGGCUAGUCUUGCUGUGCAGGGAUUUAGCAAGGCGGUCGGGAUGUUGCUGUAUGGUGUGGAGCGGCUUCUCAAGUUCAAAGACGAACGAGCCGAGCACUAUCUAGAUGGGUAUCUUCGAGGUUUAUCUUUCAUGAACGAUUUCGUGUUCUAG